Messenger RNA from Echinostoma caproni, 414 nucleotides. The record is from the annotation of a GenBank genome assembly. Lineage: Eukaryota; Metazoa; Platyhelminthes; Trematoda; Plagiorchiida; Echinostomatidae.
AUGUGCGGCUAUCCCUCCUGCUACCUCUUCAUUAUGACCGUGCCAGCAGCUGCUCCAGCGAAAAAGCCAGAGACAACCAAGCCCAAGGCUCCGGCAUCGCACCCACCAGUCAUUGUCAUGGUGAAGAGGGCCAAUACCGCGGCCAAGGAUCGGAAGGGAACUUCUCUACUCACGAUCAAGAAGUACAUCGCCGCCAACUACAAGGUCUAUGUCGAGAAGUUCGUAUCCCAUAUCCGUCAUGGAAUCGUACACGCGGUCGAGAAGGGUGUUCUGGUUCGCGUAGGCAACAAGGGCAAAAACGAGUCUGGAAGCUUCAAGUUGGGUGAGAAGAAGGCAGCUGAACACAAGUCUAAGGCCGUGAAAAAGCCCAAGGCACAGAAGGUUAGUUCAUUGUUCUCUAGAAUCAUCUUUUAA